AUGCCGGGAGACAGGGGGCGAGAUGACCAUGGUAGUCAAAGAAGAAGCAGCCAACCCACGAACCCACGAAGAGGGCGCGACUCGAGUCACUCAUCGCACAACAGCCAACUGCCUGAGAAUGUCGUCCAGACAGCAACUCCUCCUUCGAUGACGCCACAGGAAAAGGCCUGGUGGGCUAUGAGCUUCGAAGAACUCUACCAGCAUGCAUACAGCAAGGACUUUGGAAAAAGAAAAAGUCAAUCGAGGAAGGAUGGUCGAGUCCGUAUAAUUAAGUGGCUCUGCGCAAAAGAAGGGAUAACACCUUAUGUUGUACCAUCUAUUGCGCCCACAACACCAGCUACCGCGACCGUUCGUCGUACCGUACGUCCCACAGGAGCAAUAUCUCACCCCGAAGCUAUUCUGCGCACAUCUGACCCUGAUCUCCAACGCCGGAUCGACGCAGCAGAGUCACAAUAUCGAACAUGGACACAAGCCGACUUGACAGAACUAGCGAUGCAGAGAUCCUACCAACUACUCAAAGACAGUAACGGCAAGCUGCCAUCUAGAUCGGUUGCAGCCUUGGCGAAUUGGCAUGCAGGAUGGGACGUUCUUAAGAGUGAGAGGGAGAAGAAGUGGUGGCUGGGCGAUGGUAUUGAUCUCGUGAACAAGGCCAAGGCGAUGGGGUAUCAGGGUCCUCCUAAUUCGAAGAAGUAUGAUGUUAUUGUGUGGCUGCGUUCUACUCCGGAAGCCGCUGAGCUUGAUGUGGCGGAGAAUGUCGCGGAACCGACACCUAAUAAGAACAGUAACCCUGCGAAGCGGAAGGCGGGCGAGGCAGCGCAGAGGGUUGCUAAGCGGCGGGCGAAGGGUUCGAAGAGGUGGAACGGGUGA
Messenger RNA from Exophiala spinifera, 867 nucleotides. RefSeq lists its product as uncharacterized. The record is from RefSeq and is a predicted model, not a curated record. The transcript has a single exon. Bases 1 to 867 code for a protein of 288 amino acids. Lineage: Eukaryota; Fungi; Ascomycota; Eurotiomycetes; Chaetothyriales; Herpotrichiellaceae.